This is a messenger RNA of Macroventuria anomochaeta, 1255 nucleotides long. RefSeq names its product HisG-domain-containing protein. Gene Ontology annotation, biological process: L-histidine biosynthetic process. The record is from RefSeq and is a predicted model, not a curated record. NCBI's taxonomy places the organism in Eukaryota, Fungi, Ascomycota, Dothideomycetes, Pleosporales, Didymellaceae. Bases 136 to 1176 code for a protein of 346 amino acids. Gene Ontology annotation, cellular component: cytoplasm. The transcript is spliced from 3 exons. Gene Ontology annotation, molecular function: magnesium ion binding; ATP phosphoribosyltransferase activity.
GCCUACCGCCUAUCGCACCAUUGUUUGCAACACCCCAUACCUUGGAUUGCGUGCUAGGUAUAAACAACAUGGAUCUAGUCAACUCGUACGUGCUUCUACUCCGCUUCCUCUUUCCUUCCUGUACAACGUCAAAAGAUGCCUCACCUGAAUGGAGCCAAUGACGCGAAUGAAAUGGAGUAUAUUAUGCAGAGAGCGCGACAGGGCAGUCGAAGCUUGCCAUUUAUGACUGACACACUGGGCAACAGUCUGAACGACCGAUUGCUCUUCGCGGUACCCAAGAAGGGCCGUCUCCACCAAGUCUGCCUCGACCUCCUCCACGGCUCAGACAUUCAAUUCCACCGCCACUCGCGCCUCGACAUCGCACUCGUCAAGAACCUCCCUCUCGCGCUCGUCUUCCUGCCCGCCGCCGACAUCCCUACAUUCGUCGGUGAAGGCCGCGUCGACCUCGGAAUCACCGGCCGCGACCAAGUCGAAGAGCAUGAAUGCGCCGUUCCCCCCACAGCUACAACCGGCGUCGUCGAAGUCCUCGACCUCGACUUCGGAAAAUGCAGUCUCCAAGUCCAAGUACCCCAGAAGGGCGACCUGUCCAAGCCAGAAGACCUGAUUGGCAGGAACGUGGUUACGUCUUUCACGAAUCUUGCGGAGCAGUACUUCAGGAAGCUGGAGGCUGAGCAGAGCGGCACAACCAACGGCGAUGCAAAGGAUGCAAAGCUGAAGACUAACAUCAAGUACGUUGGUGGCAGUGUCGAGGCCGCAUGCGCGCUCGGUGUGGCAGAUGGUAUUGUCGAUCUUGUCGAGUCUGGGGAGACGAUGCGCGCUGCGGGCUUGAAGGCUAUUUCUACAGUUGUAUCGUCCAGCGCUAUUUUGAUCAAGUCGAAGCACCCCUCAGAUCCCAAGCUUGUCGAUCUGAUCACAGCUAGGAUAAAGGGUGUCAUUACCGCGCAAAAGUAUGUCCUCUGCCAGUACAACAUCGAGCGCUCGAAGCUCGAUAUCGCGAAGCAGAUCACGCCCGGAAACCGCGCGCCGACCGUCACUUCGCUGGAGGAGAGCGGCUGGGUCGCCAUCUCGGUUAUGGUGCAGAGGAAGCAGAUUGCUAUUGUUAUGGACAAGUUGACCGAGGCUGGCGCUUGCGAUAUCCUGGUCACUAAGAUCGAGAACUCGAGAACUCACGAUUAGACACGAUUAGACCAUUUCGUGUCACGCGAUGGAAAACAGAAUACGAAUGGUAGAUGAUAUCGAAUAGAAUGGCUCGUUG